AUGAAGCCCCCGGCCAGAAAUUUCGACUUUCCGGAUCCGAGUGGUGCUUCGCAGUGGCAACAGCAGCAGCAGCAGCAGCAACAGCCCUACCCUCAGCUUUGCAACUCAGAUCCACAGCCAAGCAGCCAAGUUCCUCGGACGUUCAACGAAGAGGUGGGAGUUCACAGUCAGGACCUCGGGGCCUAUCCAGUAGGGGAGGUCUCGUAUCACGGCUUGUCACCAACUGCUGGAUCCGCAUUUGACGGCAGAAACGAGACACAACAAGCGGGAAGAUGGCAAACGAUCCAUAUCCAGCAGAACAACAUAGCCGGACCUUCACACAUUCCGCCUAACCAACAAAGACAACAGCAACAACAACAGCUGACCCGGCUCGACAGAGAUAGGGAACGGGCCGACUUCAAGCCUGAAAACCAACUCUCUCGUCUCUCCUCACGCCCAGGUGGCCCAAAUUCGCGACCACAGCCUCAUCAGGGAUACGGAAGCUCGAGCUCUGAUCAGGAGCCGCAGCAGAGGGGCCAGUUGGUGGGUAGUAGAGCGCGAGAAUUGCAGCCUCGGCAAUACUAUUCAAAUGAGCAUGUCGCCAGUGCUGGCUUCCCAUACCAAAACACGAGCCUGUAUCCUCCAGAUCCACCACCGCUUCAACAGUAUGGUUCGUCACUUCUCCCGUUCCACAUUGACAACAACAGCUCUCCAAACUCCGAUCCUCAAAAGUACCAUUCGGGUGGCUAUGCGGAGUUCUCAGGCAUCAAACCUGCGCUCCGAGAAUACCAGGCACCGCAGAGGUCUACAGCUGGACCUUCCAGGUUCAACACUGCUCAGCACCAAGUAGGCAGCGAUGGCUCUCAUGGCUUCAUACCUCCACAACGUGACUUUCAUGGCUAUGCACAGUCGACCCAUCUCAUCGACCCGGCUCUUCAAGCCACGGAUAAUCCUCAACACCAACAAACUUAUGCAGAACAUUCCAGUAACAACAAAGACGGCAAUACUGAUCGAAAUCAGCCCGGUCGUGACGACCUCCAUAAUGCUCCUGAGGCCCAGUACCCUUCAAAUGACGGAUACGUUCCAUAUUUUAACCAGGACCUACAAGUUCAACCUGGGAAUAUGCCCCAGGCCAACUUUGCGGAUAUGGACAACGUCACACUGGCGCCGAUGUACGGCUGUGCUCUUCCAUCUCAGAGCCAACAAUAUUCUACAGGUCAGAGUUCCAGCCGGCAAUCUGUUACUGAGAAAGGGAAAGGUGCUGGGCAGCAAACCCAGGCCCAACAAUUGUAA
This is a messenger RNA of Drepanopeziza brunnea f. sp. 'multigermtubi' MB_m1, 1272 nucleotides long. RefSeq lists its product as uncharacterized. Lineage: Eukaryota; Fungi; Ascomycota; Leotiomycetes; Helotiales; Drepanopezizaceae. The record is from RefSeq and is a predicted model, not a curated record.